Raphanus sativus (radish) is the source of this 634-nucleotide messenger RNA. RefSeq names its product heavy metal-associated isoprenylated plant protein 36. The transcript has 3 exons. Gene Ontology annotation, molecular function: metal ion binding. NCBI's taxonomy places the organism in Eukaryota, Viridiplantae, Streptophyta, Magnoliopsida, Brassicales, Brassicaceae. The record is from RefSeq and is a predicted model, not a curated record. Bases 227 to 460 code for a protein of 77 amino acids.
CUUUCUCUGUUUACAAACUCUCCAUCCUUUACGCAAAGAAUCCCAUUCUUCUACUUCUCUCUUUUUGUCAUUUUACGACAUAUAGAACCAUAUAUUUAUAUGUUCCUGCUCCUAGUUUCUCUUCAACAUAAACCUUUUGUCCACCGUUUUUUCUCUGCCCUUAAACUCGUAGAAGCGAAUUACAAGGAACUGCGUGAGGCCAUUUUAUUCCUCAAGAGUUUGUGUGAUGACUAAUGUUGUCGAGAUGAAAGUGAACUUGCAUUGCGAUGAAUGCAUCAGGAAAAUACUGAAAGCCAUUAAGAAAAUAGAAGAUAUAGAGACGUACGAUGUGGACACACAGCUCAAUAAGGUGACGGUCACUGGGAAUGUAACAGAGGAACAAGUCAUUAGGGUUCUUCAGAAGGUGAGGAAAACUGCUGUUAAAUGGGACCAAGCCAAUCAAACCCUCUUUGCCAACUAGAGUCUUUGAGCAUAGUUAGGUGACUAUAUGUAUCUGUGCUCAAUUUUGUCCGUUGUUUUCAUGCAUUUGUUGCAGAAUCCAUGAGGAUUAACUACAGAACACUACGUAAAUCCAGUAAAAUUCAUUAUCGUACGGUUUGUAUGCAUACUAAUAAAAUGAGAUUUAGACAAUGUC